AACAGAUUUGUUUGGAAGUUUCUAGUAUGCUAACUAAGACCUUAAUGAAAUGGAGCAGGUGUGAUUAAUUAAAGGUUGGCUUGUGUUUGCCAGAGAGCAUAUAAUGAAGUGAAAAUGUCUAGAGGCCUUCUUCUGUGUUUUCACAGCAGGUGAGUAUGUUACAGCUUGUUGUGUGUGUAUAUGUUUAGGCUGAAUUACUGUUACCCUUUUAAACUUAAACAAAUGUGGCAGUGUUGAUUAGUAUUUAUAGAACAUUUUUGUAAGUUGUCUGAGAGUGUGGUUUUGUGUGGCUGUGACUGAUUUUGGAAUCAAUUUACAAUAAGGUAAUUAUUUGUUUGUUUCUUUAGCUAAAUUGAAGUAAUGCUGAACAAUAGUUUUACAGUAUUUAUUCAUUUUGAUUCUUGGCAGCAUUUACUAAAAAAUUUAGAAUAUCAAAAUUUGUAAUUCUCAGUAAAUGCAGACUAAAAUAACAUGAACAAUUGCAUAUAAAUGCCUAAUAUAAUUAGACUUAACAGAUGUGUAAGAUCUGCACUGUAUUGUUCUUUGUCAGUUCAUGUUAAAGUAUUUACUUAAGAGUUUGUGAUUCAAUUUUGAGUUGUAAGUAGUCAAAUGUUACUGUUUUUAUUGUAUUGUAAACUUAUUGAUCAAAAUUCUUUAGUGAUCAGAAUUGUUUUUAUUACAUUGAUAUGUAAUUACUUGCCUUGCUUACAUUUGUACACACUUGCAUUUUAAUUCUUCUUCUUAUGUUUUGGUGAAGAGUGUGAGUUCAGGUAAGUGAUGGUUUAAACAAAUUUUAAUAUUCUAUUUAAAUAUAAAAUUUGUUUAAACACUACUUGUAUGAUUUUAUAUGGUGGUAAGUUGUAGUUGAGUUACUUUUAAAUAUUUAAAUAUAUUAAAUGUUUUAUUGUAAAAAUGCACACAUGAAAUAUACUGAAUAAAAGUAAUUUGUAUAAAGUCUAAUUUGAAGAUUUAACAGCACACACAAAUAUUUUAAUCAUGUGUGUGCCUUCUGAAUUAAUAUAAAAAAAACUACAAUUGUUACAUGUUAUUUAUGUUUCUGUUAACAUGAGAUUUACUUUACUCACACACUACAAAUGAUCAUACUGAAGUAAUUCUGUUUCAACAGAUGCCGCGACCAAAGAAGAGGUCUGCUAUAGCCAAGAGGUUAUAUGCAGAGCGACAUGCUAUUACAGAGGCUGCACCGCUUCCUCUCAAAACAAGUCAAGCAGAGGUUCCGCCGCUUCCUCUUAAAAAAAUGGCAGAGGCUGCACGACCUCCUCUUAAAACAUUUAAGGCCGAGGUAACGCCGCUUCCUCGUAAAAAAAUGGCCGACUGCUCUGGCAGUUGUAAUCUUGAUGCCACCCGACAGGUUCCACCCCAUCCUGCUAAAACAAAUGGGAAAGAGGCUGCACCGCUUCCUCUCAAAACAAGUCAAGCCGAGGUUAUACCAAGUCCUCGUUCAAAAAAAGGUCGGUUUUGCCAUCGUGUAGAAACCACCCCUCAACAGGUUCCAUCUCUUCCUGUGGGUGCAAUUGGGGUAGAGGCUGCAGCGCUUCCUCUCAAAACAAGUCAAGCCGAGGUUAUACCAAAUCCUCGUUCAAAAAAAGGUCGGUUUUGCCAUCGUGUAGAAACCAAUUCUCAACAGGUCCUAUCCCUUCCUGUGAAUACAAUUGGGAUGGAGGCUGCACAGCUCCCUCUUAAAACAAGUAGAGCAGAGGUUCCGCCGUAUCCUCUUAAAAAACUGGCAGGGUUGUCACCUCGAAGUGGCAGCCUCAGUACCAUGCAAAACCCUUCAGAACCCUUCAGAAACCCAUUGAUACCCCUUGAAAACCCAUUGAUACCAAAGCAAACCUCUAUGAAAAUGAAACACAACUCUGAAAACUGUAAUUUACAUGAAAUUGCUUUGAAUACUUUACCUGCAAGUGUUGAAUUUCCACAGAAACCAGUGCUGAAAGGUUCCUUUCAUCAAGGUGAUGCCCGUUUUGGUGAUUCACGUAACAGACAGUGUGGUGCAGUCAGUCUGACAGCUGUGUUGACAAACAAGAUAAAGAGUGUGCUGACCUGGACAACACGAGAUCUUGAUGGUGUUUUGGUGACAGGAACACAGCUUUAUGAAACUCUACGAAACCAGGGUAACAUAAAUGACCAGGAAGCUAUGGGUAGGCAUUACAUUGCAGUCCAUGAAUUACCAAGGAGACAUGUGUUAGGUAAUACAGUCUUUUACAUUGAGUAUGCAGAUUCUCUGACUGGAUUGAUAAAUGUUGAUGUUUAUGAUGAAGAUGUUAGCAGUGUGGUUAUGCCACUUGAUGUAGCUCUUCAGCAAACUUUACUGAGUGCUGAUGCUUUCCUUUUGACUAUAUCUGCUAACACGUGUGCGGUCAUUAAGCAAGGAUCAUGGUAUGCUUUUGUUGAUUCUCAUGCUCUCAAAACAGAGACAAGUUAUGUUGCUUAUCACAGCAGUAUACAAUCGUUGUACGAUUACAUUAAUGAGAUUGCAAUGUCAUUUGGUGUAAAUGAGCCACUAUUUGAGAUAACUGGAGUUAUGGUUCAUACAGAUGCAGUUGACUCACAGUUGCUGGAAGCAGACCGCAGCAGUCUUCUAUGUUCUUCUGGUAAAGUGCUUUACAGUGAAGUUGUAAAACGCACACCCAAGGUAUGUGAAUCUGUGAUCACUGAGGUUAGGGCAUCUGACUUUUCACUACCUGAUGCUGAAGUUACAAAUGCAAGAAGAAAGAACCUUCCAAUGCAUACAGACCAAACUCUGUUUCAAAGUAAAGGAAAAAAGGCAAAAAGAAAGCAGUUUGAUUUUCCAGAUAAACAGUUGUCAAAAUGCAAUGUUAAAACUGUGGUAACUGAUGACAUUAUUAUUACAGACGUUACAAUUCCAGACAUAUUUUUCUGCCCUUUGACUCAAGAAGAUCAGCAAGCUUUAUGUAAAGUUGUACUUUUGACAAAUGAUAACAGUGACCAUAAUGUUGUCAUAAACUUUGGUCCCAUUGCAGGUCCAUGUCAGACCAAGAGUAUCAAAGCAGAUGGUAAUUGUUUUUUUAGAUCACUGGCACAUGCAAUAUGUGGAAGCGAGGAGAAACAUCUGAAAAUUCGCCGUGCUGUUGUGAAACACCUGAAAACGAAUGGUCCAAUGUUUCAGAGGUAUGUCAGAAGUGAGUAUGUUUCAGUAGAUGACUAUUUGACACAAUCUAGAAUGUUUUAUUCUGGGUCAUGGGUCACUGAAAUUGAUAUAUUUGCUGCUUCUGAUCUGUUUAAAACCACCAUAAUGACAUUUAAUGAUGGCAGAUGGUGUGCUCAUAACCCCAGUGGAGAGGUAUUGACACACAAUGCAAUCUAUUUAAACAAUUGUAACAAUAAUCAUUAUGAAGUUGUGACAUGUGUUAAGCACAGAGAUCAAGACAAUGUUUGUGCAGGAGCAUGUGACAGUGCAACAUCAAAUGAGACGACGAGUAAGUCAUGUUUGCGAAAAAGGAAGGUAAGUGAUGCUAUAGAAUCUUCUGCAAGCAAAAAGCAUAGAGAGAGAUACUGCCAUAACAGUGAGUACAAACAAAAACAACUGACAUACUUAAAAACAAAAUACUUAAAUGAUGCCAAUUUUAAGGAGAAAAUGCUCCAAUGUUCAAAGGUUAAAUACUCAAACAAUAGUCAGUUUAAGAAGCAUGUUUGUUUGUAUUCUCAAACAAAAUACAAGAGCAAUGUGGGUUUUCAAGCCAGUGUGCGUGAAUAUUCCAAGAGAAAAUACCUUCAAAACCCAGCCUUUAAAUUAAAAGUGUGUCAGUAUUCCAAGACGAAAUAUCUUAGAAAUGUGGCUUUUAAGGCAAGAGUACGUGAGUAUUCUAAGAAGAAAUAUCUUCAAAACUUGGCCUUUAAGGCAAGAGUAUGUGAGUAUUCUAAGAAGAAAUAUCUUCAAAACUUGGCCUUUAAGGCAAGAGUACGUGAGUAUUCUAAGAAGAAAUAUCUUCAAAACUUGGCCUUUAAGGCAAGAGUACGUGAGUAUUCUAAGAAGAAAUAUUUUCAAAACUUGGCCUUUAAGGCAAGAGUCUGUGAGUAUUCUAGAAAGAAAUACCUUAAAACAAAGAAGGAACAGAAACAAAUUGAUUCUAUUAUUGCUCAUUUUCGCCAGGAAGUAAGUAGAGGUGCAGAGUUUGUGUGCUGUGUCUGUCACCGUUUACUUUUCAGAAAGCAAGUAAAAGAAUGCAAAAUUGAAUGCUAUGAAAAGAAAGGAGAGCGAAUUGCUGCAUUGGCCAGAAGAUGCAUCACACUGAGGUAUGUUCAUGUUUGUGAUGAGAGAUGUUCUGGUAAUUCUAAUGUUUCUUCUGCAGAGUGCAAACUGUGGAUCUGUCCAACAUGUCAUCGAAAAAUCCUAUAUGGACAAUUGCCUGCGGAAAGUGUUGCUAACAACAUGCAUUUGGUGGAUAUUCCAUAUCAGCUGAAAUGUCUUAAUUCAUUAGAACAACAUCUUGUUGCUCGUAAUAUUCCUUUUUUGAAAUUGCUUUGUCUCCCUCGCGGGAAACAACGGGGUUGUCAUGGGCCAGUUGUCUGUGUGCCUGUAAAUGCCUCUGACAUCUGUAAUAUUCUUCCAAGAAAUGAAUGUGAUGACAUGAUGGUAAGGAUCAAACUGAAGCGCAAGUUAACAUACAAAGGGCAUUACGAGUAUAAGUAUGUGCACACUGAUCGUGUUAGAAAUGCUUUGAAAUAUUUAAUCAGAUGCAAUAGGUGGUAUAAAGAUGUUGAGAUUAAUGAACGGUGGAUCAACUCUUUGGAUGAACUGCCAGAGAAUGUUGUUUGUGAUGAAAUGCAGGAACAAGAUUCUGAAGCUGAAAAUGGUGAUGUGCAAAAUGAUCCUGAAGAAGAAACUGAGGAGGACUUGACCUAUAUCAAAGAGCAAUGCGGUCUUUUGUCUGACACGUCAUUACAACCUGUUGAUGUUGGUUCUGAAAUAAUUGAUCAACAUUUUCAGGAUGUAUUAAAUGUUGCGCCAGCUGAAGGUAAGAGUCCUGUUAAAUUGCUAUCUGAUAAAACAAAUGAAGCUAAAUGUUUUCCUGUUCUUUUUCCAACUGGUGGCCCAACCUUCCAUGAUGACAGGGAAGUAAAAAUCACACUGUCCCGAUACCUUAAUGCAAGAAUUCUCAAUGCAGAUGCGCGUUUUGCACAAAACACAGACUUUAUAUUCUAUGCACAGUAUUUGUCAGAAUUGGAUCAAAUUGUGUCUAACGUUUCUAUUGCUUUACGAAAAGGUUCAGAAAACAGUCUGUUACAGGCAGUUACAUCAGAUGUGCUCACCAACCCAGAAUCUUUAACCAAGUUGCUGAAUUACGAUGAAGGCUACAAGUUUUUGAGGCCGGUCCGUGGAACGCCCCCAUAUUGGCAAAGCACUCAGAAAGACCUUUUUGCUCUCAUCCGACAACUAGGUAUUCCAACUUUCUUUGCAUCAUUCAGCUCAGCAGAUCUAAGGUGGCCUGAAAUGAUCAAAACCAUUCUUCUUCAAGAAGGUAAGAAUUUUAAUGUUGAUGAGCUUGACUGGUCUGAAAAAUGUGGGCUGAUUAGAAGAAAUCCUGUCACUGCUGCAAGAAUGUUUGACCAUAGGUGGCAUUGUUUUUUGAAAGAUGUAAUUAUGUCUCCUGCUAAACCUAUUGGAAAGGUAAUUGAUUACUUUUACCGUGUGGAAUUUCAGCAGCGUGGAUCUCCUCAUGUUCAUUGUCUGUUUUGGGUAGAAAAUGCUCCAAAGUUAAAUGAAGACAAUGAAGACAAUGAUGCUUUGGUUGCUGCAUUUGUAGAUCGUUACAUCACUUGUGAGAUUCCGAGUGAGGAUGAUACUGAAUUGUAUGAGAUCGUCAACAGUGUUCAGAAGCACAGUGUCAGACAUUCUAAGACAUGUCGUAAGAAAAACACAGUUUGUAGAUUUAAUUUCCCACGACCACCAUCUAGUCGCACAUUUAUAUCAAGAGUUUAUUUGGGGCAAUGCAAUGAUGAAAAUGAGACUGCAAGUGCAAUUUUGAAGAAAAUUAAAAGUGCCUUAACAGAUUCUGAUGUUAAUUUUAUUUCAACAGAUGCAUUUUUUCAAUCUAUUGGGAUUGAUCAGGCUGUGUUUGAGAAGGUUUACAAAAAAUGUUCAAAGAAGAAAAGUGUUGUCUUGAAACGAAAUCCAAAUGAUGUUUGGGUAAACCAGUAUAAUAAAGAUCUUAUACGUGCAUGGCAAGGCAACAUGGAUAUCCAAUAUGUCACUGAUGCUUACUCUGUAGUUGUUUAUAUUAUUAGUUAUAUCACAAAAGCAGAGCAAGAAAUGGGACUGUUGCUGCAACGUGCACAGAAUGAAGCGAUGGAUGGAAAUCAUGAAGCAAGAUCAGCUUUGAAAAGGUUGGGAAGUAUAUAUCUACACAACAGAGAAAUCUCUGCUCAAGAGGCGGUGUAUCGACUAACAGGUAUGCACUUGAAAGAAUGUUCUCGCAAAGUCCAGUUUAUUCCAAUUGGCACAGACCCUGUGAAAAUGAGUUUACCUCUGCGUGUGCUGCAAGCCAAAGAUGAGCAGUCAGGUGAGAAAACCACUAUUUGGAUGAAGAGUCUCGUUGACAGGUACAAGAGUAGACCCAAAACAGAAAUUUUUGAUGUUAUGUGUAUUGCAAGUUUUUGUUCAGAAUACAGGAUUUUGUCACAAUCUGAGCUUUCUUUACAAAAGUCCUCCAAAGACAAAGUCAUUAAGCUUAACAACAACUGUGGCUAUAUGAUACGCAGAAGUCGAACCAAACCGGCAGUGGUCAGGUAUCCAAGAUUUUCACCAACAAAGGAUUCAGGGAAGUACCACCAUUCAUUGUUACAACUUUUUUUACCACAUUAUGAAAAUUGGCAGCUGAAGCCAGAUAAUUUUAACACUUAUGAAGAUUUCUACAACAAUGGUGCUGUUAAAUGUGGAAGUACUCUGGCAAGUGUUAAGUGUAUUGUUGAUGCAAAUCGAGCAAUUUUUGAAAAGGAAAGUGAUAAAAUGGAUAGAGCUCAACAGCUUUUAGAGCAAGGUGUUGAUUUAGAAGAUGCUUGGGCUCUACUGUGCCCUGAAACUGAGAAAGAACGUGAUGAAUGUUUAAAUAUAAAGAAGCAAGAAGUAUUGGCAGAUGAAGAUGAUUCAGACACACUUAUUCCAGAUCUUGCUGCAAAUGCUCGAACUGCAUUCACAAUUGAUAAUAGUAAUGCUACAAUGUCUAGAGAUCAAGCAUUGAGUUUACUUAGAUCUUUAAACACUGAACAAUCUGCAAUAUUUCACAAAGUUCGCAAAUGGUGUCUUCAGAAAGUAUAUGGUGAAAAUUUUGAACCAUUUUUCUUGUUUGUUACAGGUGGAGCAGGCACAGGAAAAAGUCAUUUAAUCAAAGCAAUUCAUUAUGAAUCUUGUAGGCUCUUAUCUCAGCUGUCUGAUAACCCUGAUGAUAGAACUGUGAUUUUAUGUGCUUCAACAGGUGUGGCCGCUUACAACAUUGGUGCCGCAACCAUCCAUAACACCUUUUCUAUUGGUGCUAAUGUCAAGUUGCCAUAUCAACCUUUAAGUGAUGACAAAAUCAAUUCUCUGCGUUCCAAAAUGGCUUGUUUGCAAAUUUUGAUCAUUGAUGAAAUAUCCAUGGUUGACCAUCACCUUUUGUCUUAUGUUCAUGGCAGGUUGAGACAAAUCAAGCAAACUGGUGACUACUCUGUCUUUGGAAAAGUAAGCAUUGUUGCUGUUGGAGAUUUUUAUCAGCUUCCGCCUGUAAAAGGUACUCCCCUCUAUGCCGAUGCAAAAGGAGUGAACCUUUGGGACAACAUCUUUGAAAUUGCUGAAUUAACAAAAGUUGUUAGGCAAGAAGAUGCAUCUUUUGCAGAAAUGUUAAAUCGUCUGAGAGUUCGUAAAAAGAAUGAACCUCUGAAUCUAAGUGAUGUUAACAUGCUGAAGCAAUGUGAAACUGGUGAGGUAUGUACUGAAAUUCACAUAUUUCCUACAAAUUCUGAAGUUGAUGAAUAUAACAUGCUCAGGCUUCAUGAGUGUUGUCCCGACGUGAUCAGUAUUCGAGCUCGAGAUUUUGUGAGGAAUCCUAAAACUGGACGAAUGGAACCCAAGGUUGGAAUGCAUACAAAAGUUUUCAACUCUUGUUUAUCUACAUUUGUUUCCUUGGGUGUUGGAGCAAGAGUUAUGUUAAAGAAAAAUGUGGAUGUUUCUGAUGGCCUUGUUAAUGGAGCCUUUGGCACUGUUGUCCAUGUAAGUGAAAGUCAGAAACAUGAUGAUGUUGAUAACGAUUUCCCCUCAGCUAUUCAUGUAGAAUUUGAUGAUCCAAAUGUUGGUAAAGUUCAGCGAUCAAAACAAUGUCCAAGAUUUUCCAAAAAUGCAACUGUAAUUGAAGCAGAAGAAGAUCAAGUCACAAAUGAUGGUGGCAUAAGACGUCAGUUUCCACUGAAAUUGGCAUGGGCGUGCACCGUUCACAAAGUGCAAGGGCUUACAGUAGAUAAAGCUGUUGUAUCACUUGACAAGAUCUUUGCUCCAGGACAAGCAUAUGUUGCAUUGAGUCGUGUGAGAACCAUCGAUGGAUUAAUCAUUAAAAACUUCAAGGAGUCUGCCAUAUAUUGCAAUGAUAAAAUUGAGCAAGCAAUGAAAAAUAUGGUCAAAUUUUCUUUAGAAAACAACGGUUUCAGACAUACACCGGGUAAAUUUAUAAUUGCUCUUCAUAACGUGCAAAGUCUUCAAGCUCACAUUCAAGAUGUUCGAGCUCACAGACAGCUUUUGAAUGCAGAUUGCAUUUGUUUAACUGAAACAUGGUUAAAAGCUGAAGACAAGGAAGAUGAAGUACAGAUACCAGGGUUUAAUUUUAAGCAUAAUCCAAGAGCUAAUUGUUAUGAUAACAGCAGUCUGCUUUUCAGUAAUUUAAAAUGCCAACGAGGAGGAGGAGUUGGAAUAUACUGUUGUCAAAAUGUGGUUUCUAAUGUCAUCAUUCCAGAACCUUGUAAUUUGGAAUGUCUCUACUUGACAAUUCCACAUGUGAAUUUAAAUGUUGCACUGCUGUACAGACCUAAUUCAUAUCCAAUUGACAUGUUUCGACUAAAUGUAUUGCAUGUCAUUGCUGAGUUGGAGAAACAUCCAGGAACCAAACUAAUUAUGGGAGACUUUAAUGAAGAUAUCAUAACAUCAUCAUCUACAAUUAGGAUGUUAAUGGAAUUUCAUGGAUACAGUCAACAUGUGCAACAUCCAACAACUGAGAAAUAUACAUUAAUAGAUCACGUGUAUGCUAAAGAUGCACAAAAUAUUUCAGUUGACAUUAUUUCAACUUAUUUUAGCUAUCAUGAGGCAGUGCUAGUUACACUAGGGUAAUGUGUAUAUUGAACACUAUAGAACUUUGAUUUUUUUGUCUUUGUCUGUUCUACAAUGUGAUGCUGACACUGAGAGUAAUGUCUACAAAAUGCUGUACAGGUUUGCAACUGGUAAAGGUAUGCUACUAAACUAUCAAAUUGUUAACUUAAAGAUGCAUCGGUUUCAUUUCGUACCACCAUAUUAACAAGGAAGAAAGUCAUGUAAGGUAUCUCAGUUGUAUGGAAUUUAUGCCCAUUCUGAACCAAUAUAUUUGUAUUACUGCAUUGUGUGUUCCUUUUGUUCAUUCCAUGUGCUACUCAUGCUGAGAAUCCAAGAUGCCCAAAUUACUACCAACUGCAUACCAGCUUUUAUCACAGAGUCCUACAACACCUGGUCUUUCUAGAACUUCAAAGCAACACACAGCUUUUCUACCACAAGCCAUCCAUACAACACUGGAUGUUUCCAAACAGCAUAGGAAGCAUCCACCAAAGCCUGCCUACAUUCCUACAGUUUUCUACAGUUUAUUUCAGAUUUCUGAAAUACACUAUACCUCAUGAGGUUCUAUUCUACACAAACUCUCAAAAUUCACAACACAAAAUAAGCUUUGUGCAACUCCGAGACUAAAAGACAUAUUAUGACAUCCAAAAAACUUCUAUAACGAUAUCAACUAUUGACACAAAGAUUUUGUCCUAACAAUCAUUAUUCCCUCUACAUACUCAUCGUAUCAUGCUGAGCCCCAUGAGCUCAUUUGAAGAAGUAAACAACAUAUUUAAAGCUUUUUUACAGUUUUCAUCUCAAUAUAACCACUGGUGAUAUUCUGGAGCUGAGUCCUGUACAAGUAAACUCCCAGUAAAUGUUAAAAUUAUUUUCAUGCUCUAAAGACACAAUCACGGUUCAAACCCUGCUGUGAAAUUCUGAGGCCUUUUGAACUAUUGUAUAGAAACUCACAACUUUAAAAAGGGAACACAACAGACUCCACAACUAUCAGUUUAGAGAAUAUCCUAACAGAACUGUAAAUGGAUGCAGGCAGUUGAUAGUAAAAUUUGAGCUAUAAUUCUCAAUCAUGCAUUGUUUACAGAGACAUCUGUAGAUGCACUGCAACACAUCAGUGAAUUUUUCAGACUUCCUUUGGUGUUUUGGGUCUCUUAACAUCAGACAGUCUCUUGGUUGACUAGGGUAGGAUUGAUCAGGUCCCAACCUGUGCCUCACAAUCACCUGGCUCCCCUUUUAACCAAAUUGACAGACUUUCUUUGCAGCAUUUAUGUUAGACUAUCUUGUGCAGGGAAUGGUUAACAAAUCCUAUUAAUUCAACUUUAGUGGGCUCACCAUUAACUUUUCAACUUAUCCUCUGGCACACCCCUAAGAUCCUGGUAUUUGUCAACUUGCACACACUAGCCUCUUCAGUGCAGACCUGCCAAUAAAAUAUCAAUAAGAAGACCUGAUUUGAAGACAUGCAUGUGUGGUCAUGCCUCCUGUCCAAAGAACCUCAUGUGACCAGCAGUAGCAGUGGUCUCCUAUGCCUGUCAAGCAGCUACUAAGAAUGUUCUCCAGUGUUCCCCUUCUGUGACAGAGUGAACAUGUUAGUCUGUUGCUCUUACCCCAGCAAAUCACAGUCUGCUUGGAUCAUGAACUUAAUACUCAGUGACUGUCUCUUCCCAAUGUUAUUCCAGAUUUAAUGUCACAAGCAUAGUUCAACACCCACUGUGAAAUUGAAGCAUUUGAACUGCUGUACUGUAUAGAAACCCACAACUUCAAAAAGUGAAUACAACAGACUCUAUCAAUUUUGAGAAAUGGAUGCAGGCAGUUGAUAGUCCAUUAAAAUUUGAGCUAUAAAACUCAAUCAUGCAUUGUUUACAGAGACAUCUGUAGAAGCACUGUGACACAUCAAUCGUGAAUUUUUCAGACGUCCUUUAGUGUUUUGGGUGUCUUGACAUCAGACACUCUCUUCGUUGAGUCAGCUGGGAUUGAUCAGGUUCUGUCUUGUGCCCACCAUCACUGGCUCACUUUUUGAACCAAAUUAGGAUAAUUGUGAACUUUCCAACUCAUCCUCUGGCACACCCCUGAGAUCCUGAUAUUUGUCAACUUACACACACAUUAGCCUAUUCAGUGCAGACCUGCCAAUGAAGACCUGCUUUGGAGACAUGCAUGUGAGCACCACAUCUGGUCUUGAAGAGGUUAAUGUGAUAAGAGCAGGCUGGCAAUCAAUGUCAUGCUAAUGUCACAAAUUUUUCACACUAAUUUGAUGUUAGGUGUGGUCAUGCCUGCUGUCGAAAGGCAACUGUCUCCAAACAUUUUUUUCUGACUAUUGCAUUGAAAAUUGCUUCUCAGGACGUCAGAACCUCAUCAUGUGAUCAGCAGGAGCAGUGCUCCCCUAUGCCUGUCAAGCAGCUACUAAGAAUGUUCUCCAGUGUUCCCCUUCUGUGACAGAGUGAACAUGUUAGUCUGUUGCUAUUACUCCAGCAAAUCACAGUCUGUUUGGAUCAGAAACUUAAUACUCUGUGACUGACAAAUGACAAAAGCACAGUUAGUGUGAAAUUGAGGCCUUUGAACUGCUGUACUGUAUAGAAACCCACAACUUGAAAAGUGAAUACAAUAGACUUCACUAUCAAUUCCGAGAAUGUCCUAAAAGAACUGUAAAUGGAUGCAAGCAGUUCAUAGUUAUAUUACUUGGGUGAUUAAGUAUUCAUAGCUAAAAUUAUUUUAUGGACUAUGUAAUACAACUGGUAUGGAUGGCUUGUUUUAUAUUUGGCCCACCUUUAGUUAUUUGAAUAUGUGCCAGCCAAAGGAGGAUGGCCUGCCCCUGCUGAGCCCGGUUCCUCCCAAGGUUUCUUCCUUCGAUUUUUACAUUAUCAACAUCAACUUAAAAUUUAAGGGAGUUUUUCCUUGCCACUGUCGCCUUUGGCUUGCUCACAUGGGUAUUAUGGCACGGUUUAUUAAAUUUAAAUAAAAUUGUUUGUAACAAAUAGAAUAAAUACAACA
Messenger RNA from Misgurnus anguillicaudatus (oriental weatherfish), 12286 nucleotides. RefSeq lists its product as uncharacterized. NCBI's taxonomy places the organism in Eukaryota, Metazoa, Chordata, Actinopteri, Cypriniformes, Cobitidae. Gene Ontology annotation, biological process: telomere maintenance; DNA repair. Gene Ontology annotation, molecular function: DNA helicase activity. The record is from RefSeq and is a predicted model, not a curated record.